Molecule: messenger RNA, 2693 nt
Organism: Aplysia californica (California sea hare)
Lineage: Eukaryota; Metazoa; Mollusca; Gastropoda; Aplysiida; Aplysiidae
Exons: 4
Coding region: 52-2619 (855 amino acids)
Source: RefSeq, a predicted model, not a curated record
GUCUUCAUUAAUUAAACUUUGUACUCCCCUUUCCAGAUAAGCAGUGUCGCCAUGUCAAGCAAACAUCUUUCCAGCAGAAGUAGACGAAGCAGACGUAACCACCACAAGAAAACUCGUCGACUGAACGCAGAUCUCUACGAAAGCGAUGACGAAACAGAACAUAAUUUGAGGCAGAGGAGUGUUCUGUCACCCGACUCUCAGUGGAAGGAGCUGUGUUAUCGCCGGUACCUGCGCAUGCGCAUGCGGAGAGGUCUUCAAAACAAGAAUGUCGUCUACGUGGACGGCGAGGGUAGACCCGUCAGCCUGGCAGAGCGGAUUGUGAGGUUCAAACUCAAGCAGUCUGAAGACAAGCUGAUCGGUGGGAUGGGCCAAGAGCCAGUGCAAGACGAAAGCGUCCAGCGCGCCAGCUUACACAGUCUGUUACAUCAGUACCGCGCUCUGCGGGAGUCGGAAGCAGCUAUCGGCACGCAGCUCCUGGGGGAGAUAGGCCAGGCUACAGACAGUCUGAAGAAAGACGGGUAUCUCCAGGGCCCCAAUAGCGACACUGAAACAAGGAACCGACGGGGUAGUCUGGCCAUCAGCCUCGGCGAUAGCGCGACCCACUUUAACGUGAAAAAUGUAAAUCCAGUAUCUGAGUCUUUUCCAUCAGGACAAGAGAACCGCUCGUCAACGGCAAUUUCUCCGGAGACAGAUAAACUUGGUGUAUCAAACGUGGAUGCGAGAAGGCCGACCUCCAUAGUUCUGAAUAGUGAUGGAAAAACGGAAGGGGACGCUGGGAUUAGUAUGGAUGAGUGGCAGCAGGAACAAGUAGAUGGAGGAAAACAGACCGCUGCUCCUGGCGAAAAUGAAAAAAACCACGGACAAUCGGUAAAUUUCGAGCAAGAAAGCAACAAAAAAAGUGAGUCGCCGAAAGUUCCAGAACCCGAGGCACGAUCUGAGAAAUCAUCACAUUCCCUAAAAGCCCAAAACAGUCCACAACAGACAGAUAGAGGCGACGAUGAAGUGCAAAGCAGAGAACUUGAAGAAGGGCGUCUCAAGAUCGAGACAGCGAACGUCAGCACAGCUCAUUCGGGCAAGCUCACGGAUGGCAAAAAAUCGACUUCUCACAGUACAUCAUUUCUCCAAUCUCCGUGUGCUUCUGGACAGAAUUCAGCUCCUGCUACCGGCACGGCUGGAACUGGCAUGGAUGUUGAAAGCACUCCAAAUGACCCCGUAUCACAGAAACAAAACGUUUCCGAACAAAGCUCUUGUGAAAAGAACAGUCAUACUGGAGAACUAGACGGCCCACGAGCAGUUACCAAUGCGUCUGUGGAAGACCCCGCUGAUCCAAAACUCGGAACCAAAACAAUGGAAGAGGCAUCACAUUAUCUCCGCAUUUGCAAAUUCAUUGGCUGCUCAAUGGAACGUUCUUACUCAUUUCCCGAGCUUGUAUCCAGGGAGCUCUACACUAUUUCUUCGUCAAAUUCGAAAUUUGCUGGGAAUACCUCUCAGUUUCUCUGCCUACCAUCACUCCCAGCACAAAAAAGCACACAUGUUCCAAAUAGAGGACCCAGUAUUAAAGACAAAUCCCUACUGGUCACUGGGUCGAAUAGACAAGGAGAACAAUCACCUCCGAAUAAAAAUUUGAUUGGUGAAGAAGACAAAUCACAACCAGGUGACUUCAGAUUGCCACCCAUCAACGAAAAAAUGCCCCCUGAGAACACUUCAUACUCUCACAUUCCCAGUUCGUCAACACAUGGCAGCUUACCUCACGCUCCUAGACCUCCUUCGGAAAAUCGCCAAGUGGACGGGAGGUCCAGCGUUGUACAUAUUCCACCCGUACACACGCACGAUUUUCGAGGCAUGUCAAGAGCUGACACUAGACAGGAGUCCUUGGAGCGCUACAAACGAAUUAUUGGUCUUUAUGAUGAGCUCAGAUCCUUUAAUGCUUUUCAUCCUGGAUCCACUGACGUGUCGAUCACGAUGUCCUGUAGGAAGGCCCACGCUGACAUGCAUGUUGAAUGGGGUUAUGUAUCUCCGGAAAAAACAUUUUCAUCGCUAAAACAUUUAAAACACCGGCCUUCUCAGUCCAAGCGUCCCAGCCACGAAGAGGUAAGCCGCGUUUCAGUUUAUGGUAUGGAUGAUGCCAGUGAGUUGCCCAAUAAUUGUGCAAAGGAAAGUGACAUCUCUCCGCAAGUGGAUGAAUCUCAAAACGGCUCAAAAAUAGGUGAAAAGUGUAAGACAAAAGCUCAUGACUUUCUUUACCUACGAGAAAUUUCGUUAGCAAGAUUUGUUCAACGAGAAAACCCCCCGUAUACAAUCAGGCAUAUUCUUGGGCCAUUGCCGGAGAACAGCACAGCGACUGAUGACGUCAAUGGGAAACCCUCCAAUCACAAGAAACUAGGAAGGUAUCACCGGGCGAUGCCACAGAGAACAGUCAUACCUCACACUAAGUCCAGGAAACCGGCUCUCCACAAAAGACAUUUGACUUGUUUUGGGUUAAAUGCCAGGUGGGCUCAGACUGACUGCAACAUCAUCGAGAGCCCAUAUCCCAAGUCAAGUAACCCUGUCAUGUCUACUCGUAAGGCUGGUAUUUCUGGAAAGACUUCCAUUCGCCAGUCAAUGAAAUCUAUCUUUUGAUCGAUCGUGAACAGCAUAAAAACAAACUUUUGCUUUGUGAAAAAGAAAAUAAUUAAAAAAGGAUUCCCGCAAAU